AUAUAUUUUUUUAUAAACCGCCAAAGGAUUUGGAAAAAAUUAAACAGAUCCCGGAAAAGUCUGGGUAAAUUUGCUUCUGUGAAAGAAUGGAGGCUGUAAAGAAAGCGAAGGAGAGACUGAGACAGUAUCCAAUCUUAUUAGCCCGAUGUCACGAACCGGCGUCGAAGUACGCCACCUGUGUAUUAGCAAAAUCGAAUUUAGAGAGGAACGCUUGCGCCGUGGAGUUCAACGAAUUGAAAAAAUGUCUUGUUAAAGCCGCUGCGAGCAAUAAUACGAGAUUAUAAAUGUGAUCUUGAAGAUUA
Molecule: messenger RNA, 302 nt
Organism: Wasmannia auropunctata (little fire ant)
Lineage: Eukaryota; Metazoa; Arthropoda; Insecta; Hymenoptera; Formicidae
Exons: 1
Coding region: 87-284 (65 amino acids)
Biological process (GO): mitochondrial respiratory chain complex I assembly
Cellular component (GO): mitochondrion
Source: RefSeq, a predicted model, not a curated record